UGGUUAAAAAAUCCAUCCGCCAUUUUCUGCAGUCAGAUUGUGUUGUUGGAAGUUCGUGAGUUCAGACGUCAGUAAACAUCAGCAGAAUUAGAAAGACUAAUCAAGAGAUUUUUAAUCAUGGGUUCGGGUGUCGCGACCAAGAGUUUUGCUCUGCUUUGUUUUUUGUUCCUCUGCGGGACUUCUUCACUUCAAGCAGAAAAACACUCCCUGUAUUACAUUUACACGGCCUUGUCCAAACCUGUCGAGCUGCCGGGCAUCUAUGAAUUCACUGCUAUGGGUCUGCUAGAUGACAGACAGAUUGACUAUUAUAAUAGCAAGGAAAAGAGAAAGAUUCCCACACAGCACUGGAUGAAAGAGAAAAUGCAGGAGGAUUACUGGGAAAAAGGCACCCAGUCCAGAAAGAGCAAAGAACAGUGGUUUAAUGUGAACGUCAACAUUCUGAUGGGCCGUAUGAAAGACAAUGAUUCAGAUGUUCAUGUACUUCAGUGGAGACAUGGUUGUGAAGUUGAGGGAAAUGGGGGAAAUGAACCGCUUUGGAAGUUUUCCAGAGGCAUUGAUGAGUACAGCUAUGAUGGCAAUGACUUUCUGUCUUUUGAUGAUAAGGAGUCUCGGUGGAUUGCCCCUGUUGAUGAGGCUCUUCCAACCAAGAGGAAAUGGGAUGAUGUGCCCAUUCUAAACCAGUACACCAAGGGCUACCUGGAGAAAGAGUGUGUGGACUGGCUCAACAAAUUCAGAGAAUAUGGAGACGAGGAACUCAGAAAUGGCUCUCCUCCAAAGGUAUAUGUGUCUGCAAAAAAGUCUACCAGUGACAAGCUGAAACUCAGCUGUCUGGCCACUGGCUUCUACCCCAAAGACGUCAUGUUGACGAUAAGGAAAUAUCGAACAUCCCUGCUUGAAGAUGAGGUUGAAUCCACAGGAGUCAGACCAAACCAUGAUGGAACCUUCCAGCUGAGGAAAAGUGUAAACAUCAAGGAGGAUGAAAAAGCUGAAUAUGACUGUUUUGUGUCCCACAGUACUCUCAAACAACCAAUCAUCGAGAAAUGGGAUGGAAAAUGCAAAGACUGUAAUGAAGGCUCUUUUAUGGUUAUGGGAAUUGCGAUUGGAGCUGUAGUUGUAGGACUUCUUGUUCUAGGGAUCUGCGUUUACCUUUUUAAGACUAAAAAAAUGGUUUUCCUACAACGGAGUCAAACAAAUGGAGUUGCAAAUGGUGCUAAUGGAACAAACCAAAACCUUCUCCCAGUUUGCACACAACAGAGUCAAACAAAUGGAGUACCACAUGCUAAUGGAGCAAACCAAAGCCUUCUCCAAGGAAAUAACAGCAAUGGACAUGUUCCCAAUGGAGGAGCCAAUGGAGCUGUCUAAUGGAAGAUGCUGUCCAAAGCAGAAAUAACAUGAUAAAUUACCUGAGGAUAAGGAUCUCACAUCUAUGCUCACUUCUAUUUUUGUAAUCAAAUCAACUUUUCCAGAGUAUGAGAUCAAUUUAGCUGAUAUGGAAGGGGUUUUAUUACAUUGAUGCAUUGUUUGAUUACAUUUAAUGUGAAUUACAUUGCAUUCAAGGCAUACGUUUCAUCAGUACAUCCAUGAAAUGAACCUAUCGCUAGCAAUUGCUCUAGAGCGGGGGUGUCAAACAUACGGCCCACAAAGGUGUCCAAUGAUUUGAACUACAAUAUUAAAAAAAAGAGAGAUGCACUA
Messenger RNA from Megalobrama amblycephala (Wuchang bream), 1692 nucleotides. Its product is annotated as zinc-alpha-2-glycoprotein-like. The record is from RefSeq and is a predicted model, not a curated record. Gene Ontology annotation, cellular component: external side of plasma membrane. The transcript is spliced from 10 exons. The coding region runs from base 118 to 1362 and encodes 414 amino acids. Lineage: Eukaryota; Metazoa; Chordata; Actinopteri; Cypriniformes; Xenocyprididae. Gene Ontology annotation, biological process: immune response.